CGAUGCCAACCAACUGAAAUCCGAAACGUUCAACGCCAAAGCCGCCUGCCUCCAAGGCAGCACAUUAUCGCUCAACGAUGGCGAUACCCUGGGGGACGAUCAAGUCCCUCCUCAUCUUCUUCGGACCCCUCCUCUUCCCGAAGGCGCUCGCCUACUACCGCUCCAUCCGCGCAGCUUCCAAACUCCACGGCCUCAAGCCGCGCCCUUUACCGCUACCGAUAUUCCGCUCGAUCCUUGUCCUGACCAUCCUCGCGUCCGUGUUCCUCUUGCGCACAUUGCCCUUCCUCGCGCCCGAAAACAUCUUCAAAGCGACGCAGUCCCGCCUGCAGAUUCCCGCCGACGUGCUCUUUACGCGGCUCGCCACCCUCCGCCCCAACGGGCAGCUUACCCCGGAAGACCUGGCCCUGCGCAACAAGUUCACCUCGCUCGAGUCGCGCCUGCUGUACCUGCAUUUCGGCCCGGACGUGGUCGCGACCUGCCCCUUUUGCGCCUCGGACGAGCCCCGCUCGUACCUGUACUACGCGCUUCCGGACCUGCUGCGCCCCCACCUGUUUAAUCUUGUGGCCAUCGCGGCCGUGACGUCGUCCAGCUUUACCGGCAGUGAAGCGUCGGGGAGGUGGCGCACGCCGGCGACGCUGGCGGCCGUGGCGCUCACGCUGGCCGACCUGUACCUGGUGGCGAGCUACCAGCACACGGGUAACGCUCGGGCGCUGCGGCUGGGCGAGAUUGACUUUUUCUUUUGGACGGCGCGCGCCUGGCGCUACGUGUCGCUUGCCGCGCUCGAUGUGCUGCUCGCCGCGCUGCUGUACCUGAGCGGCACGCAGCGGGCGUUUGUCACGCCACCUUCCCCCGCAGAGAGGGUCGAGGCCGUCCUCCGCGCCCUUGGAGGGGUCAAAGGCAAAGUCAACGCCGCCGGCGUGAUCAAGAACACCGUUCUAAGGGAUGAAGAGCUGCGCAACAGGGGAAACGCCUACUGGGGACACGAGGUAAGGUUGAUGAGGGAGAUGAUGGAGGAGAGGGAGGUUAUUGAGGGGGUCAAGGAUGCGCUGGAGAAGCGGAUUGAUAUUGCGAGUAUCGAGAGGGACGCCGAGGCGUAUGCCAAGGCGUUGCUCGUGCCGCCUGGGGGGCAAGGGAAUGGUGGGGGGAGUGGGAAGGUGGAGGUUGUAGGUUAGUCAGAGCUAUAUGAUGGUUUAACGGGCACUUCUUGUAUUGUGCCUUGACGAAGUUGUUUAGAUACGAGGUGGUCCUGCAGGCACCGCUCCCGAUUCCU
Messenger RNA from Canariomyces notabilis, 1270 nucleotides. RefSeq lists its product as uncharacterized. The record is from RefSeq and is a predicted model, not a curated record. The transcript has 2 exons. Bases 78 to 1172 code for a protein of 364 amino acids. Lineage: Eukaryota; Fungi; Ascomycota; Sordariomycetes; Sordariales; Chaetomiaceae.